Molecule: messenger RNA, 744 nt
Organism: Paraglomus brasilianum
Lineage: Eukaryota; Fungi; Glomeromycota; Glomeromycetes; Paraglomerales; Paraglomeraceae
Source: the annotation of a GenBank genome assembly
AUGGCAGACGACAAGCAUAUUGAUAUGCCAGAUGAAUUCUUUGUUGAAUCACUCAAAGCUGCGGUUGAACCGCAGCCAAUAAUGCCUGCCAUUCCCGGACUUCCAUGGCAAUUGUCUUGGGAAGAAAAACGCGAGUUUAUUCGUCCUUUUUUUGCUGAAGCCAUGGCAACAUUUUUCUACGUGUUUCUGGGUGGUAGCGCCAUUGCCGCAUUGAUUGUGAGCGGUGGUCUAGACGUCGGAGCUUUUGUAGGCACUGCAUUCGUGUAUGCGUGCUUCUACCCGACGAUUGACGCAUUGGACCUUAAACCUAUUUCAGCGGAUUUCCCUGAUUUGCCAGUCAUCGUAAAAGCAUUUGUUGAGAUUCCUAAAGAUUUUAUACCUACAGGAUACAUCAUAUGGACCGAAUUAAUUGCAAACAUAGUCUUAAGUUUUAUAGUCUUUAGUUUAAUCGACCAUAACAACAAAGAGGUUGGACGCACUCCAAUAGCCAUUCCGCUUUUGAUAGGUUUUGUUAUAUUCUGUAUAAUUAUCGGCAUAGGAUUCCAAGGCGUUUCGAUCAACCCUGCUCGCGAUCUUGGUGGACGCUUAUUCAUUGCGUGUAUUUACGGCGGCGAUAUUUUCAGAGUCAAAGACUAUUACUUCUGGAUUCCGUUGAUUGUGCCCAAUGUCGGCUCGCUUAUUGGAGGCGGACUUUAUGAUUUGAUGGUUUACAAGCACGCAAAGCCAAAAUCUUUACAGCAAUAG